AUGCCUAUUCUCAUUAUCUAUCUAUCUAUCUAUCUAUCUAUCUAUCUAUCUAUCUAUCUAUCUAUCUAUUUUAGUCUGCCCAAUCUUUAUAUCUAUCUAACUCUUUCAUUAAACCUUGGUUUCUUUCUUUAUCUUUUACUUCAUUUCUCUCUUUUACCUUCAUUCUUUGCUUUCUUCUCAUUCGUUUUUCUCCCUCUUAUUUCUUUUUUUUUCUCUUUCUUUCUUUCUUUCUUUCUUUCUUUCUUUCUUUCUUUUUUAUUACAUUUUUCAUCUCUCAUUUCCCCCUCAUUUACUAUCCCAUUUUUCUUUUCUUUUUUUGUUUCUUUCCUUUUUUCAUUCUUGCUUGCUUGCUUUCUUUCUUUUUCUUUCCUUCUCACUUUGAUCCUUUUCUCUCUCUCUCUCUCUCUUUUCCUUUCUUUCUUUCUUCUUCUGUCCUUCUUUCUUUUCUUCUUUGGUACCUACCUCUCUAUCUUACUUUUUCCCUUUCUUUCUUUCUUUCUUUCUUUCUCUUUCUUUCUUUCUCUUUUUCUUUCUUUCUCUCUUUUAUCAUCAAAAUACCGAUUCUUCAAUGCUUUUCAUGUUGGUUUGCCAGCUUGGUUUCUUUCUUUAUCUUUUACUUCUUUUCUCUCUUUUACCUUCAUUCUUUGCUUUCUUCUCAUUCGUUUUUCUCCCUCUUAUUUUUUUUUUACUCUUUCUUUCUUUCUUUCUUUCUUUCUUUCUUUCUUUCUUUCUUUCUUUCUUUCUUUCUUAUCUAUCGUCCUCCUUUUCCCCUUUCUCAUUACUUCACUUCCUCUUUCCAACACUGUACCCUCUCUCUCUCUCUCUCUCUCUCUCUCUCUCUCUCAUUAUUUCCCUCCUUUUUUUCCAUUAUUUCUAUCGUUUUUCGAGUUUGCUUUCCGAUAUAAUUUCUAUAAAUCUACUGAAUUUGUCUCUCUAUAUCUAAAUCUCUAUUUUUUCUACUGUCUUUUUUCUAUCUAUCUAUCUAUCUAUCUAUCUAUCUAUCUAUCUAUCUAA
This is a messenger RNA of Acanthosepion pharaonis, 1014 nucleotides long. NCBI's taxonomy places the organism in Eukaryota, Metazoa, Mollusca, Cephalopoda, Sepiida, Sepiidae. The record is from the annotation of a GenBank genome assembly.